This is a messenger RNA of Hydra vulgaris (swiftwater hydra), 666 nucleotides long. Lineage: Eukaryota; Metazoa; Cnidaria; Hydrozoa; Anthoathecata; Hydridae. The record is from RefSeq and is a predicted model, not a curated record.
AUGAGUUCUUUACGAGGUGAAGAAAAUUUGGCAAAAGCAGGAAUUCCUUACGCUAAUACUGACAAGCACAUCAGAGACAAGAUUGUUGAAUUUGGUUUUAAAAAGAGAAAAUUUUUCAAGAAUGCUAGAGGAGAUUUAAAAACUAGAAAAUCUACAUCUUUGCAUUUUGACUCAAAAAAAUCUACAUCUUUGCAUUUUGACUCAAAAAUUAUGGUAGAAAUGAAAGAACUUGGUAAAGAAAAAGUUGAAAGAGUAGCUGUACUAAUCAGUUCACCAGAUCUUUCAGAAUCACAACUUUUGGGUAUUUUAAUUGUGAAAGAUGGCACUGCUGAGUCUCUUGGAAACGCAAUUAAAAAAACUUUAAAAGACUGGGAGCUGUUUGACUAUGUUGAUUGUCUGUCCUUUGACACCACAGUCACAAAUACUGGUUGGCUAAAAGGGGUCUGUACUCUAAUUGAGCAGGGGAGAGGAAAAGCUUUGCUUUGGAUGGCUUGUCGUUAUCAUGUCUAUGAAUUACAUAUAAAGCACUUUUCAAGUGUUCUUACUGGUGGUAAAACAAGUGGACCAAAGGCUGAGUUAUUUGAAAGACUGAAGUGUAAUUGGAAAUUGGUUCUUCAAAAGAAGAUAAACUAUGAUAACCUAAAGAGAUUUGACUCAAAAAAUUAG